AUUGAAGAAAUUGCAAAAGAAGACCAGAAACCCGACACGGGUGUAGUGUCGACACAUGAUCGGGGUGUCGACACCAUGCGUUAAACGUCCAGAAUCAGAUUCUGUUUCGUAUUUUGUGUCAACACGUAAUUUGAAGUGUCAGCACCACGUGAUCAGUAUUCAAAAUUCAGUUUCCUAUUUCUGUUCCAAGUCUUACUUCUAUUUCAAUUAGGGUUUCUAAAAUCCUAUAAAUACCCAUCCAAAUUCAGAAUUAAGAGAGUUUGGAGAGGCUGGUGGCAGCCCUCUUUUGGGUAUUAUUGGAGAUCAAGAUUGAGGUUCCAUCAACAAUAAAAGAUCAAGAAAUUC
Messenger RNA from Rubroshorea leprosula, 345 nucleotides. NCBI's taxonomy places the organism in Eukaryota, Viridiplantae, Streptophyta, Magnoliopsida, Malvales, Dipterocarpaceae. The record is from the annotation of a GenBank genome assembly.